AUGGCAAGUGCUAUAAGUCGUUUAGAGGCUCAAGUUGGAGGGAAGUUGCCUUCUCAAACAGUGGUGAAUCCAAAGGAAAAUGUGAAUGCAGUGAUGCUAAGAAGUGGCAAGAAAGUGGAAGAACCGAAGUUGAACAUUCCAAGUGUAGCAAAGGAAGCAGAAAUUGAAGAUGAAAUUGAGAAAGAAGAGGCUACAACUGAAUCAAAUGUAAUUCCUAACCCUUCAAUUCAACUUCAGUCUAAUACUUUACCUUUUCCUAUCAGAUUCGCAAAGUUAAAGAAAGAAGAGAAAGAUAAAGAAAUUUUGGAGACGUUUCGCAAGGUCAAAGUGAAUAUACCUCUGUUGGAUGCAAUUAAGCAAGUGCCAAGGUAUGCGAAAUUUCUUAAGGAGCAAUGCACCAAUAAGCGAAAGUUAAACGGUGAUGAGAAGAUAAUAAUGGGAGAAAAUGUGUCAGCGGUUUUCCAAAGAAAACUUCAUCCCAAGUGCAAGGAUCUAGGUCUUGUGAAAGAUACUGGUGUUAUUAUCCAAUUGGUUGAUCGCACUAAUGCAUACCCUGAAGGGGUAGUUAAAGAUGUUCUUAUGCAGGUCAAUGAGUUAGUGUUUCCUGCUGAUUUUUACAUUCUGGAUAUGGAUGAUUCUUCUUCUCCUGACCCUGCACCUAUCUUACUGGGAAGACCAUUCCUAAAUACAGCUCGGACAAAAAUCGAUGUUCAUGACGGUACCCUCAUGAUGGAAUUUGAUGCACAAGAGAUGUUUGAGCUAAAUAAUGCAGAUGAGUUAGAGGUUUUCCUUACCAAACAUGUGGAAUCAGAGGAGAAAGGAGAGAUAGAGCUCAGUGAAGAAUUGAAGGAGACAGUGAUGCCCUAG
Molecule: messenger RNA, 867 nt
Organism: Pistacia vera
Lineage: Eukaryota; Viridiplantae; Streptophyta; Magnoliopsida; Sapindales; Anacardiaceae
Exons: 4
Coding region: 1-867 (288 amino acids)
Source: RefSeq, a predicted model, not a curated record